AUGCAAUCUCUCCCCGGCUUCGCGACGACGUACAAAACGCUCACCCCAGGUUCCGGCGCUUCCGUGUCUAAAGGCGACACCGUCCUCGUCCACGCCACCGGCGUCGUUUCGCAAACGAACACAAAGUUUUGGUCGACCAAAGACGAGGGGCAAAAGCCAUUCCAGUACCAAGCCGGAGUCGGGGCGGUGAUCACCGGGUGGGACCAAGGGUGCUUGGGAAUGCGGUUGGGUGAAGUGCGAGCGUUGGAAAUCCCCGCGGACGAGGGGUACGGGCAAGGUGGGUUCCCCGCGUGGGGGAUACCGCCGGGAGGGACGUUGCAGUUUGAAAUCGAAGUGUUGGAAAUCAAUGGAGGGAAGUGA
Messenger RNA from Bathycoccus prasinos, 360 nucleotides. RefSeq lists its product with no specific name. The transcript has a single exon. The record is from RefSeq and is a predicted model, not a curated record. Gene Ontology annotation, molecular function: peptidyl-prolyl cis-trans isomerase activity. Lineage: Eukaryota; Viridiplantae; Chlorophyta; Mamiellophyceae; Mamiellales; Bathycoccaceae. The coding region runs from base 1 to 360 and encodes 119 amino acids.